Notechis scutatus (mainland tiger snake) is the source of this 2989-nucleotide messenger RNA. NCBI's taxonomy places the organism in Eukaryota, Metazoa, Chordata, Lepidosauria, Squamata, Elapidae. The record is from RefSeq and is a predicted model, not a curated record.
GGAGACAGGAAUAACGAAAUCCAGACUACAGCACGCAACGCGGGCAGCCGAAAGGAGGGAACGGAAAGGCCGAGCCUACAAGUACAAGCGCCGAAAGCGAAUCGUGCCCGAUUGCAAAAAGCUAUGAAUAACAAUGACUGAUGCACAGUUAUUUUCUUCCUGUUCCAAGGAAAUCUCUAAAACUCCUGAAGAUAUAAAUGAAAAUAUUUCAGUAGGCAUUCCCAACAAACAACGUAGUUGUGCUGCUGUAAAUACUCCAGCUGCAUGUGUUAAUAAAGCGAUUAAUCUAAUACAAGAUUUAGAAGUGAAAUUGGAAGAAUCUUUUCUGCAGCAUGAAAUUUUAUAUAACUUGAAAAAACUUCCAUGGGAUUUGGAUGCUAGAACUGUUAAAGAGACUGAAGAGAUCUGUUUAUCAUUCUCUACUGAAGGGAAGGCUGAACAGUCAUUGCACUGGAAAGAUAUUCAGUCUUUAAAGCAGAAAACUUCUACUGUUGUAGCAGAAGUCAUCGAAUUAAUUUCACGAUUAGAAAAUGAGCGUAAAGAUGCUGAAGAAGCCUUAGAGUGUGAGAAGCAACAUAGGAAAAAACUAUACCUAAAUUCAGAUAAACUGUCAUUUUGGAGAUUACAACAGCUUCCCAAAGCUGUUCAAAAAGAAUGGGAGAAAUGUUUGCAAGAUAUAAUAGAAUUACAGUGGCAUUUUGAAGAAAAAAAUGAGCAAUUACAGGAUGCCCAAAAUCAACUGACAAAAAUAGAGGGAGCCAAUUCAGUGAUCCAGAAGCAGAUAAACUUUAUGAAGAAAUACAGCCCUCUGCUGGAAGAAAAGCUAUGUCAUGAAGAUGAUUCAAUGAAAGAAGUAAAAAUAUUAUUUGAGGAGGCAAGCGUUCAGUAUGCUACUGUUCAUCAGAAAUAUUUGGAAGUGCAAAUGUUGCAUGAAGAAAUAAAAGAAGAAUGUGAAGCAAAAAGACUAUAUAUGUUUGAGCAAAUAGAAGCUGAUGAGACUACAUUAAACCAGCUUAGGGAUGAGUUAAAAGAAACUGAUGAGUUUUAUGCUGACACCAAUAACAAGAUACAUAGAUUGAGGGAGGAAAUACUGGAAAAUGAAAAUCACCUUGCAGAACUAAUCAAGCAAGAAGCAGAUACAAGAACUGACUUAAAUUCUUGGCGUGAUAAAGAAAGGCGUUUGAAGUUGAAAAUUUCAAGACAAGAAAGUGAAAACAAACAAUUGCUAGAUGAGUUUUUGAAAGAGAUGAAAGUUAUGGAAGGCUCAAAAUCCAAUAAAGAAUAUGAUCUACAAAAACUGAAGGAUAAGCUUGCAAAUGAUCUUCAGCAGUUCACUAGUUUGCAAAAUGAAAUCCAAUAUCUUAAAAAUGAAAAUGCUGAAUUUAUGUUCAAAUUCAGAGACAGUGCAAGAAGGAAAAUGGGAUACCAAUCAGAAAUUCAGGUUUUGCAGAAAAAUAUUCGUAGGCUGGAAGAACAUUUAAAAAAAGUAAAUAAAGACCUUUAUGCUGCUGAAAUGGCUUAUGACGACGCCAAAACAAAACUGGAGGAUCUGAAUGAAGGCAUUGUUAAAGAAAAAUCACGUUUCAAGAAUUUGGAAGAGAAUAUUAAAAAACAAAUUAGAGAUGAAAUAAGUGCUUGGAAGCUGACUCAGAAAAGAAUUAAAGCACUACAAGCAGAGUUAGAAAGAAAGAAAAAGGAGCAUAGCAAAUUAGAGGAAAAGAUGAAGAGUAAAUUAAAAAAAUAUGAGCUGCAUUCAGCUGAACAAAUAGAAAUACUGGAAAAAAAUAAAGAUGUGCUCAAAGAACUUCUUGAGAAAAUAGCUGAAUUAAAUCAGAAGAUCAAAGAACUUGACGACAAGGAGGGAAAUGUGAAAAACGAAUUAGAAAAUAAGAAGAAAAAUGUUAAGGACCUAUUAGAUGAUAAAAAGGUGAACAUAGAAAAAUAUGCCAAAAUAAAGUCCAAGGAGGAAAAUACUCAGAGAUUAGUUGAUUUUCUCUAUGCCCGGCUGGAUGCUGUUAAAAAAAAAAUAAAGACAGACAACAGAAUAUUUGAUGAGCAACUGUGGAAGAGACAAAAUGAUUUGAAAAUUAAGAAGAUUUCCCUGGAUGAUGUACUGGAUGAAAACCUACGCUUAGCACGCGAGUAUCAGAUGCUGCAGAUAUGCUAUCUAAAUGACAAAAAUCAGCUUAUGGAUUUCUAUGAUCAUAAAGAAAGAGCUGAAGCUGCAUUACGGGAUCAGCAACAGCUCUCUCAGCUGCAAAAGAAGCUGCACAGGCUAUUGGUGGAAUACUUCAAAUUGCAUGCCCUCUAUAACCAAGCCAAGCUCGGGAAGUUGCAGGCAGCCUCUCAUGAGUCUGUUCAGAAAAUAUUAGCUGUAAAGGGGGGAUUAUUAGAGACAGUCCAAAAUACAGACAUUUUCUUGAAGUCUUUGACAGAUGGUUUGUCUACUUAGAAGAUAAUGCAAACAACCACUGUGUCUUGGAUGCUGAAAUAUAAGACAAGAAAAGUCACACAGUUCAGAUAACAGUGUAAUUGGACAUUCACCUGUUUGCCAUUUCACACUUCCAUGGACGAAAAACUCACCACCUCCCAGCAUGCCUUGCCAUUCUCUUACUUACAGCAAAUCCAUAACAAUGAAACAGGUGACUUUCAUGCUGCUGUCAGGAACGAUCUAAUUUCAGCUCUGGGUGACUGAUUGCAAUUGGCUUUGCCUCAUCUGAUAAUUAAUCUAUGUCACCAUUAAUUGGAAGAGAGAAUAAUUACUGGUGGUGUUGACAGUGACUGUACGCUUCCCCAGAUUUCCCCAUUGUGUUGGACCGAAUAAAGGCUUUGCGAUUCAGUACUUAAAGUUUAUGUAAACUGUAACAAUACUGAUGCCCAUGUGACACUUUAAGACUCUGUCUAAUGUACUUUUGUUUUUGUGUUUACCAGUCUUUUUUAGCUCACUGAAAGCUGUCUCCCUCAAUCACUCUUCAAUGUUCUAUCUUAA